Messenger RNA from Corythoichthys intestinalis (scribbled pipefish), 8750 nucleotides. RefSeq names its product E3 ubiquitin-protein ligase TRIM39. The transcript has 14 exons. Gene Ontology annotation, biological process: protein ubiquitination. Gene Ontology annotation, cellular component: cytoplasm. The record is from RefSeq and is a predicted model, not a curated record. Lineage: Eukaryota; Metazoa; Chordata; Actinopteri; Syngnathiformes; Syngnathidae. Bases 167 to 1969 code for a protein of 600 amino acids. Gene Ontology annotation, molecular function: ubiquitin protein ligase activity; protein binding; zinc ion binding.
CUCAACCAGUUCGGCCACAUUGAGCCGGGAAGACGACACUCAAGUGGGCGUGGUGGCAAAGGCAAAUCACCUCCGUCGCCUACCCUGAUUCCUCACUUUGUCAUCAGGCGUCGAAAAGAACGACUCGGACUCUGUGGACGGAGGAGACGACCCUUUGAAAAUAAGGAUGUCCUUAUACAGUAGUCUCCUGUCCAGCGAGCAGUUCCAGUGUUCCAUCUGCUUGGACAUCUUCACUAACCCGUCGUCCACACCUUGCGGCCACAGCUUUUGCGUCACGUGCAUCAACCAGUACUGGGAUGGAGCCAAGGUCUGUCAGUGCCCUCUGUGCAAAAAGACCUUCCAGAAGCGUCCGGAUCUCCAGAUCAACCGAACCCUGCGCGAGAUCACCGAGCAGUUCAGGUCCAUGUCUGGGGGCGGGACAGGUGGAGGAACCACGGCCAGGGAGAAAAAUCGAGUAAAAGGUCGAGAAUGCGCAAUGCCCAAUGCUUUGUUGGACGAACUGACUAAGAAGCUGCCGCGACCUCACGGCAGCGUGACAGUGGCUACCGAGGAGCAAGGUGGUAAACCCAUCCCCGGAGCCUCCUUGGUCACAGCCUUCGUAGCCUCGUCAGUCCCCGACCAAAGUCCGAUCUAUGAAGUGAUCGACAGCAGUCCUCAAGCUCCCGCCGGCUCGACCGAGCCAUUCGGCCGACGAAGGUUCACCGUGAGUGGGGCGGCGAGCAGCCACAACCUUCCUGUCUGCGACAUUCACCGCAGAGGGAUCAUGAUUUUUUGCCGGACGGACGGGGAAUGCAUUUGUCCCAACUGUGUGACCGAGACGCAUUUCGAUCACGACACAGUGACGCUGGAAGCCGCGUGGAUAGAAAAGCAGGCUCAGCUCAAAGAAUCGGAGCAGCAGACCCAGAACUUGAUCCAAGAAAGACUCAUGAAGAUUGAAGAAAUCCGAACAGCACGGUCAAACCUGGAGCUGGGGGUGGAUCGGGCAACGGCCGACAGCGUGUGCGUGUUUUCGGCGAUGACGGCGGCCAUCGAGCGAGCUCAGGCUGACCUCAUCCAGGCCAUGGAGGCCAACCGUCGGGCGGCAGAGAACCAGGCGGAUGCCAUAAUAAAGCAACUGGAGCUGGAGGUACAAGAACUGCGGCAGAGGGAGAGCACUCUCAAACAACUCUACGCCUCGGAUGACCACAUAGACGGAAUCAAGAACUUUGCCACCGUCUCUACUCCUCCACCCAGUACUGAUUGGUCAGGCGUAUCCAUCACCUCUGAUCUGGGGAUCAGCGCCAUCUACAGGUCGCUUGCAAGUGAAGUGGAGAAGUUCCAGGAGCAGUUACGGGGCAUCGCAGAGACAGGUUUCACGGCCUCUUCACUGGAAACCAGUCUGGCACGUGCACAGCCUAGGGUAAAGAAGGUACAAGAGUAUGCAGUUGACAUCACUCUGGACUGCAACACGGCCCAUCCCAGACUUAUUCUCUCCGACGACAUGAAAAGCGUGCGGUGCGGCGACCGACACCAGCUCCUUCCAGAUAACGCGGAAAGGUUUGACCGGGUCACGUGCGUUCUGGGAAGGGAGGCCAUCUCCUCGGGGCGACACUACUGGGAGGUCCAAGUGGGCGGGAAGACCGACUGGGAUCUGGGCGUGGCCAAACAAUCCAUCAAUAGGAAGGGCAAGAUUGAGGUGACGCCAAGUAACGGAUACUGGUUUCUCAGUUUGAGAGACAAGAACAAAUACGCCUGUCGGACCGAGCCCUCCACCGACGUCCACCUCAACCUCCAGCCCAACAAAAUAGGAAUUUUGGUCGAUUUUGAAGGGGGACAGGUUUCUUUUUACAACGUAGAAGCCAAACUCCACAUCUACACGUUCAACGACACCUUCACCGAGUGCGUCUUGCCGUUCUUCAGCCCGUGCACCAACAGAUCCGGAAAGAACGACGGCCCGCUCGUCAUCACGCCGGUCGACGCGUCGAAAUGAGGCGACCCGGGACGAAUUCAGUCGACGUCGCGCUUGAUUUGCAUUGAUUUUUAUUCCGCCGUUUUCUUGCUGAAUCUCUUAAAAUCGAUUAAAACUAGGAGUGGGAACCUCUCGUUACCUCACGAUGAUACAAAAGCUCACGAUAAUGAUGAUCUGACGAUAUGGCGAUACAACGAUUAUCGAUACAUUGGUCAGGAAAUCAUUCUAGGAUAUUCUACAAAUAACUAAUAAACAGAAAAACAAGCUUCUGCUAUGAAUUGGAAUGAGUUUAUCACUAGUAGACGUCCAAUCGGUUUGAACUGGGAGGGUGGCAGUGAAUUUCAUUCAUUCGCUGCCACCCUCCCAGUUGAACGCCUAUGGCUGUCAGUGGCAGUCAAUGCCAGGCAAUUAGGUAAUUUUGGGCCAUUCAAAGUCUCACUGGAACAGCACCAAACUAAAGUUCCAGCAUCAUCACCUUAUUUGAUGCAGAUUCUUGACUCUUGACAAGGUGUUGCCACAUGGCAAAAAUUGUUUGCCACAUGGCAAAAAAAAUUUUGUCACAUGGCACCCUCCCACUUCAAACGAAUUGAACGUCUAUGGCCGUCAGUGACAGCCAAUGCCAGGCAAUGAGGUAAAUUUGGGCCAUUAAAAGUCUCACUGGAACAACUCCAAACAAAAGUUCCAGCAUCAUCACCUUGUUUAAUGCAGAUUCUUGACUCUUGACAAGGUGAUGCCACAUGGCAAAAAUUGUUUGCCACAUGGUUAAAAAAAAAAAUGCCACAUGGCAAAAAAUUUUUGCCACAUGGCGAAAAAAUUUUGCCACAUGGUGAGAAAAUUUUGCCACAUGGCACCCUCCCACUUCAAACGAAUUGAACGUCUAUGGCCGUCAGUGGCAGCCAAUGCCAGGCAAUGAGGUAAAUUUGGGCCAUUUAAAGUCUCACUGGAACAACACCAAACAAAAGUUCCAGCAUCAUCACCUUGUUUAAUGCAGAUUCUUGACAAGGUGAUGCCACAUGGCAAAAAAAAAAAAAAAAAAUGCCACAUGGCAAAAAAAAAUUGCCACAUGGCGAAAAAAUUUUGCCACAUGGCACCCUCCCACUUCAAACGAAUUGAACGUCUAUGGCCGUCAGUGGCAGCCAAUGCCAGGCAAUGAGGUAAAUUUGGGCCGUUUAAAGUCUCACUGGAACAACACCAAACAAAAGUUCCAGCAUCAUCACCUUGUUUAAUGCAGAUUCUUGACUCUUGACAAGGUGAUGCCACAUGGUAGAAAUUGUUUGCCACAUGGCAAAAAAAAUUUGCCACAUGGCGAAAAAUUUUUGCCACAUGGCACCCUCCCACUUCAAACGAAUUGAACGUCUAUGGCCGUCAGUGGCAGCCAAUGCCAGGCAAUGAGGUAAAUUUGGGCCAUUUGAGGUCAUUUACCUGUUGAUUUUUUGUUACUUCCUGUUAAUUUUGGGGUAUUUUAUGGGUCACUUUGUUUAUUUUGAGUUAUAGAACAAGAAGUGACCUGGGAAUCACCCUAAUGAAUAGGCAGUGACUAAAAUUCAACAGGAAAUGACCUGUAAAUUAAAAGCAAGUGACCUAUAAAUGCCCCGAAAAUCGGACAGAAUGACUGCGAAUGCUCUGGUGUCGAAUGAACGAACGUUCCUAGUCGAAAUGGAUUGGAGACGAGCACCGUCAAUGGCAGUUUUAGAGUUAACUGAAACACUAUUAUGGUGGAAGAUUUUGAUAGCAACUUGUUGGUUCCUUCUUUUUUUUAAACGAUAUCUCGAUUCUUGGCAGGAGCAUAUCGAUAACCUUUUGGGAUACAAUGUAUCACGAUAUAUCACCAUUUCGAUAUUUUGUCCCACCCCUAAUUAAAACGGUAUCAUAUUUCAGUUGUUCAUGCUAGCUUUCAAAUGAAAGUACAACUUGUAUUUAAAAAAUUACUUUAUUGGAUUUUUCUUUUUUGAUUGAUACCUCUUAAUCAAGGGUUUUUGUUGAAUCAAGUGACUUCAAACAGUUCGCUAACUAGCAUUAGCGUACAACAAGUGGCGAGCCACCUCAAUCCUUCUGUGUGAUGACUCACUUGAACUGGACACGCCCGGCAGCAGUUGCUUUAAAAUUUGAAUACCUCAAUUAGCAGUAAAUGAAGUAAACAUGAUUACAAAGCAGCCAAAAAAAGUGCAAAUAGGAAAGCUUUGAUUCGAUUCCCGAUUACAAUCCGUAUGGUCCUCUUUCCGCUCUCAAUUGAUGCGGUCCUGUCUCAUUUGAGACUUGGCCUUCGCCUUCUGCAACAGAAUGUGCUCGGCGAACUCGCGGACGACGUUGUUUCCGCCCGCGCGGUGGCAGGUGUACUUGCACGCGUUGACGGCCACCACCGGCGCGUCGGCGGGUACGGCGCUCAAGCCGGCUAGGUUUAGGCAGUCCACAUCGGGCACGUCGUUUCCUGAGACACAGACACGGGUCUCAAAUGGCGGCUCAUCAGAUGUUUCCAAAAUGGCUUACCCAAAUAUGCCACGUCCUUCCAAACCAACUUCCUGGUUCUCAACACAGACUCCAAUUCGUCAGCCGGCUUAGCUCCCACCCGCAUAACCUGGCAGCCCGUCCGCUUGGCCAGUCUGUCGGCCAACGUGUCUCCUACUGGGUCCUCGGCAGUGGUCAACAGCAUCACCUGCGGACCGGCAUGUACAUCCAGAGGCAUAGAAAGAGUUCCCGGGCCCCAUGUUGCCUGGGGCCCGUCUGAGUCACGUGACACACAUACUCGCGCAGUAUAAUGAACACAAAGGUGGGGGGGCGCGAGUGCACGUGCGGUCAUCUUGGCCAUAAAAGUGGCGAAAACUAAGCACUUUACACUGACUCAUAUGGAUGCAGAAUACGCAGCACAAUAACAGGACUGGUUGCUAUGGGAACGUACGCAUACCCAAGGAACCGUGCUAAAGGGAGUAUUAAAAUUGCUACUAAAAUCGUUUAGGAUUAUUUUUAGAUGCAUGAAAACACUCAGGUGACUUGAAGUUCCGCUCUGAGACCCCCAAUUUAGGCAACCUUCAAAAUUGUUCGAUAUGCACGUGUGAUAUAUCAUUGGAAAGCUUAAAAUCUCAAUUUUCUAGGGGAAGAAAAUUUUUGAACUGGAGGGAAUUUUUUUUUUAAACGGCAAAACCCUAUCUGGAGGUGAGAGCACGCGUGAACAGAAUUACAGACGCCAUGGCUUUUACGAGAUAUUAUCGCGUACUUACCAUGUUUCGAUCCAAAAACUCCAUGUAGCAUGUAUCACUGAGUGUCAAGACAUAGCUGUGAAUGGCCACAGCUGGAUUUUAUGGGUGAAACACGGUAAUAUAACAAGGGUCACAAUGCAGAAAUCGCAGACAUCAACAAGUGGUCGAGAUGUUCAUUUUCAUCUGUUUACCCUUUUAAACGUUUUUUGUUUGUUUGGAUCGAUUAUCAUCUAAUAUAUCGGAGAAAAUGCGACAGUAACAAAAAACAAAACAAAAAAAAUACAAUUAAGCGAUAGUUAUGAGGUAGAUAUCCGUGACUUUUUUACAGACGCCAUUUUUUUCAUUGUGACACAAUUUGUUUAAAAGUCUAAAAUAUGUGAGUGAAUCAUUUUCUAAAGUCGCUUUUUCAAAAAACAAGAUAUUAGACAUCAAUUAAUGAUUCUAAGCUAAAAACGACAUUUUGAAUAAUAAAUAUAAUUAAUUAGCUUUGUUUUAUGGCUGGGUUGAAACAAAAGCGGUUGCGCGACAUCUGUAAACGGGGGUUUUCAGAGUAAAACGGACAAAUUGAAAACAGUUUGGGGGCUUAAUGCGCCAUGAAUCUGCUAUGGCAGCAUAUAGACAUAUUGUUCUAUCAAACAACAGUUGUUUUGGCUUUGGCUGCAGCUUCUUUUAAAGAGGAGUGCAAGAGCAGAAACUGCUUUUUCAGUCUUGUCUGUGUUUUCCGCCAUAUAUGUUAUAUUUUUCCUUAUAGCGUAUUCGACGAGGAAUACGAUCGACCCAUCAAUAGCCUUUUUUGGAAAAAAUCACCAUUUCUUUAUGUAGUCACAUGAAUAAUGAGGUAGCCUGUGAAAAUCGACGUAAAACAACUCGCCAAGGACUUUCCAGAGAGUAGUUGGUGAGUCACUCUUUAAAUAAUCAUGUGGUAUUAAUAGCUGACUGGACUUUCUUAAACAUGUAUAAUAGGGCUGCAGCUAUCGAUUAUUUUAGUAGUCGAUUAAUCGAUGAACUAGUUUGUCGAAUAAUCGAGUAAUCGGAUAAGGAACAUGAAAAAUUAAAAUACCUGAGCUGAGCCUCAAAUGGUAUUUGAAAAAAAAAUAAGGAUCUAUGUUCAACAAAAGAACAAUUGGCUAACUUACAUAGCAAAAGUCAGUGAGCUUAAAUGCUGUAAUUAUUUUUUUAAGGCACAUAUUCCCACAAAAAACGGCUAAAUAUACUCAUAAACUAAAUUAUAUAUGCAUUAAAAAAACAUUAGCUCAAACAAAAAUUUAGCUUAUGUUGGUCUUAACAUGGAGCAGCUGGAUUCCCCCAUGUGAAAUGAGGCAGACUACAGGGCAGUGUAUCCACUUAAAUCAACGAAACUGAAUGCAAAUACUUUCAAAAUAAACCAUUACAAUGCCAAAUUAAUCAAACGAAUACUCGAAUCAGCAAAAUUUAAUUCGAAUCUUUUUUUCUAAUCGAAUACUCGAGUUAAUCGAUUAAUCGUUGCAGCACUAAUGUAUAAUCUACGUGACAUGGUUAGUGCUGAUUGGGAUUGAUAACGGAAUCGUUAGAUAAUCUGCCAAAUGAUUCCAUUAUAUUUUAAACACUCCCUAUAAAGCUGCGUGUGCUAAAUCUGUUGGCCCUCUGGGGGCCCCUGCUGGCUGGGGGCCAUAGGCAAUUGCCUGGUUUGCCUAAUGGGACGCAACGCUUCUGUGUACAUCCAUCGAAAAUAUUCAGGCGGCGACUUGGCAAGGGUCCACGAACCUCUACGUCAUCUUUCUGCAGCAUGCGAAUGGCGCCGAUGUCUUGGAUGCUGAUGGACAUCAUUUCCUCUCCGGCCGCAGACAGGUAGAUCUUUCCAUCCGUUAAACAUCCCAACACCUUGCAGAACAUCAAGCGGACCACCUCCGGGGUCACCCGACCAAAGUAGCCGUACCUGCGAGAAGGCGCGCGUAUAGCAUGAGACGGUCACUCUGGAUGAUAGCAAUGUACAGUGGGGCAAAUAAGUAUUUAGUCAACCACUAAUUGUGCAAGUUCUCCCAUUUGAAAAUAUUAGAGAGGCCUGUAAUUGUCAACAUGGGUAAACCUCAACCAUGAGAGACAGAAUGUGGGGGAAAAAAAACAGAAAAUCACAUUGUUUGAUUUUUAAAGAAUUUAUUUGCAAAUCAUGGUGGAAAACAAGUAUUUGGUCAAUACCAAAAGUUCAUCUCAAUACUUUGUUAUGUACCCUUUGUUGGCAAUAACAGAGGUCAAACGUUUCCUGUAACUCUUCACAAGCUUUUCACACACUGUUGCUGGUAUUUUGGCCCAUUCCUUCAUGCAGAUCUCCUCUAGAGCAGUGAUGUUUUGGGGCUGUCGUUGGGCAACACAGACUUUCAACUCCAUCCACAGAUUUUCUAUGGGGUUGAGAUCUGGAGACUGGCUAGGCUACUCCAAGACCUUGAAAUGCUUCUUACGAAGCCACUCGUUUGUGGCCCUCGCUGUGUGUUUGGGAUCAUUGUCAUGCUGAAAGACCCAGCCAUGUCUCAUCUUCAAUGCCCCUGCUGAUGGAAGGAGAUUUUCACUCAAAAUCUCUCGAUACAAAGGCCCAUUCAUUCUUUCCUUUACACAGAUCAGUCGUCCUGGUCCCUUUGCAGAAAAACGGCCCCAAAGCAUGAUGUUUUCACCCCCAUGCUUCACAGUGGGUAUGUUGUUCUUCAGAUGCAAUUCAGUAUUCUUUCUCCACCAAAAAGUUCUAUUUUGGUUUCAUCUGACCAUAACGCGUUCUCCAAAUGCUCUCUAGCGAACUGCAGACGGGCCUGGACGUGUACUUUCUUCAGCAGGGGGAAACGUCUGGCAGUGCAGGAUUUGAGUCCCUGGCGGCGCAUUGUGUUACUGAUAGUAGCCUUUGUUACUGUGGUCCCAGCUCUCUGUAGGGCAUUCACUAGGUCCCCCCCGUGUGGGUCUGGGAUUUUUGCUCACCGUUCUUAUCAUUUUGACGCCACGGGGUGAGAUCUUGCAUGGAGCCCCAGAUCGAGGGAGAUUAUCAGUGGCCUUUUAUGUCUUCCAUUUCCUAAUAAUUGCUCCCAUAGUUGAUUUCUUUAGACCAAGCGUUUUACCUAGGGUUGUUCCGAUCAUGUUUUUUUUGCUCCCGAUCCGAUCCCGAUCGUUUUAGUUUGAGUAUCUGCCGAUCCCGAUAUUUCCCGAUCCAAUUGCUUUUUUUUGCUCCCGAUAAUUGUUCCCGAUCAUAUACAUUAAGAAAAAAACUCGGACAAAUAUAUACAUUCAACAUACAGUACAUAAGUACUGUAUUUGUUUAUUAUGACAAUAAAUCCUUAAGAUGGCAUUUACAUUAUUAACAUUCUUUCUGUGAGAGGGAUCCACGGAUAGAAAGACUUGUAAUUCUUAAAGGAUAAAUGUGACUUUGUAUAUUGUGACUAAAUAUUGCCAUCUAGUGUAUUUGUUGAGCUUUCAGUAAAUGAUACUGUAGCCAUGCCCAAAUGCAUGAUGGGUGGAUGUAACACGCCUUUAGCAACCAUGACUGUGCGUAGUGCUACCAAUUGAUAUAUCUUCUCUGGGAGGGAGAGGGAUUGCAAGGCUUUAGCCAAUUAAAAAAAGGCUCCCAAAAUUCACUCUACUCAUUUUACGCU